Molecule: messenger RNA, 1449 nt
Organism: Alternaria atra
Lineage: Eukaryota; Fungi; Ascomycota; Dothideomycetes; Pleosporales; Pleosporaceae
Exons: 2
Coding region: 1-1449 (482 amino acids)
Biological process (GO): translesion synthesis
Molecular function (GO): damaged DNA binding; DNA-directed DNA polymerase activity
Source: RefSeq, a predicted model, not a curated record
AUGCUUAUGGAUCUGCCACCAAUAGUAUACAGAACCACCUCACCUGAUCUGCUACAUCUCCGAUUGGCCCUAGGAAGUCAUCUUGCACACUACCUACGAACCAAACUCGAGGAAGAGAAGGGGUACACGGCCACUGUAGGCAUUUCUACUAACAAACUCCUGGCAAAGCUCGUUGGCAACACAUAUAAGCCCAAUGCCCAAACUACAUUGAUCCCACGGUAUACCUGUGACGGAGACGAUGAGAGUGUCGACAAUGUAACUGCUUUUAUCGAUGACCACGAAGUUGGCAAGAUACCCGGCAUAGGGUUCAAAACAGCACAGAAACUUCGUGCUCACGUACUACAAAGGCCAGCGGACUUUGAUGCUGGGCUUGUGUACGGUGGUACCAAAGAAGUAGUUCUCGUACGCGAUGUAAGAAAGUAUCCCGGCAUCGGUCCAGAGAAGCUCGAGCGAAUACUCGGCGGUCCGGGUGUACCGCAUGGUACGGGAACCAAAGUAUGGGGUCUACUAAACGGAUGUGACGAUACAGAAGUCGGCCAGGCUCGCGAGAUUCCUCGGCAGAUUAGUAUCGAGGAUAGUUACAUGCGCUUGGAUACUUUGGAAGCGGUGAUCAAGGAGCUGCGGAUGCUCGCAAGGAGAUUGCUUGAGCGGAUGCACGCAGACCUAGUAGAAGAAGAUGAUGAUGUCAACGAUCAACAUACAGGGUCUGAAACCUCACAACCCAUGAAGCGCUGGCUUGCUCACCCCAAGACAAUCCGCUUAUCAACCCGGCCGCGCCCGCCUCAGAAUCCGGAUGGUAGCCGUAAUAGGUCCUUUGCUCGGAUCUCCAAAUCUGCAUCCAUGCCCACAUUCGUGUUUAGCUUCAAGGAAGAUAUGGGUACGAUUGUUGAUAAGCUGAUCCACGAGACAUUACUCCCUUUGUUUCGCAAACUCCACCCGGAGAAACGAGGUUGGAAUCUAAGUCUGGUUAACGUCGCUGCGACGAACAUGGCAGAUGCGGCGAGUGAGAAGGGCGGCGUUGGGAGAGAUAUUGGCAAGAUGUUUAAAAGGCAGGAUGAGGUGCUUAGGCAGUGGAGGGUAGAAGAAGAAGAACCGGCUCAAAAUCAAGCUGAACAAGGAGAAUGGGCGAUGGAACAGCCUGUGAUGUUUGAGCAAAGGGUUUUGAUGAUGGAAGAGCCGGAUCAAACACAAGAAGACGAAUACAUGGCGGAGGAGCCUUGGCUGAAAGAACGGAAACGAGAACUUGCACAAGGGCAACAAGUUCUGGAAAGACAUGGCUCUGAGGAUAUCCCCACAUCGUCGCAAGGUGUAGAGUCCCUCGUUACCGAUGUCUGGGAAUCUGAGGAUGAAGAUGUGGUUGAUGAUGAUUCGUUCCGGUGCGAGGCUUGUGGAGCAAAAAUGCCAACCUUUGCCAUGGGUGCGCAUUAUCGCUGGCAUGCACAGAUGUAG